Molecule: messenger RNA, 1872 nt
Organism: Trichophyton rubrum CBS 118892
Lineage: Eukaryota; Fungi; Ascomycota; Eurotiomycetes; Onygenales; Arthrodermataceae
Product: mitochondrial distribution and morphology protein 12
Exons: 1
Coding region: 541-1872 (443 amino acids)
Biological process (GO): phospholipid transport; mitochondrion organization
Cellular component (GO): ERMES complex
Molecular function (GO): lipid binding
Source: RefSeq, a predicted model, not a curated record
CUUGAUCGAUCGUGACGAGGGGGAAGUAGGGAGAUCCUGCACGGCCAGACAUGGCCUGGCCAUCAUAUGCGUAGCAAUAUCAAACAAGUUCGGGGUUUUUCUUGUUGGAACCGUGGAUAGUGAAGGGCUUGACGGGCUGUAGUGGCUUUUCCAAGGGUAUAUUCUUAGGGGGCAUGAGCAACCUCCGCUGUGCAAGGCGUCGACUAGUUGCUGGUCUGGACUAUCGCUGAUAACUAGUUCGUUAUCACAACCGUAAGUAUGCCUGAAGUAGUUGGCGGAUCGUCCUAGUCAUCACAUAUCCGCAUCAUUCUGCUUUGCAACCCUCAGUUGUCUUCAUUCUGUUGCCUUUUUUUGGUCUUCAUCCUCGUCCUCAUUGUGUUUCUUCCUUUGGUGAAGUUACUAUGGAGUGAAAAAACCAUAUCACGUGACGCAAUGCUUUCAAACCUCCUGAUGUCGUUUCAACUUUUGAUAUCAACAAGGAAGCGCCAGGAAACCGAAGAAAUGCCGUUGACCAGCUAGCAGGGUUGGAUUCCACAUGUAAUGUCCAUUGAUAUCAACUGGGAGGCCGCCACCUCUGGACCCGACGGGGAAGAGCUUGCUGAACGAAUUCGAUGCUUCAUCCACGACAAAUUCCAGCAGAUAGCGCUCCCGCGAUUCAUCCGCUCCGUGGAGGUGAACUCGUUUGAUUUCGGGACGGUUUCACCAGAGCUGCAGGUCAGGGACAUAUGCGACCCGUUUAACGAUUUUUACGAAGAAGAUGAGGAUGUCGCAGACCUCUCGGACAGUUCUGAGGGCGAUGAACCUGUUCCUUCGAGCAUGAGCCUAAGCCAGUCAACGCUGAAGGGAGAUGCGGGUAGUCCUAGCAGCAGCAACGAUGAUGGCAGCGGGAAUUCGAAUGGCCGGUCGGGAUAUCUGCAGCGAAGACGUGGGUCCAGGGAAUAUUCCGGGGAGAUUCCACAGCCAUUAAUGUCGCCUAUCAAUUUGGGGGAGUCGUUUAACCCAUAUCUAUUCCCUCGAACGGGAACUCCCGGUAUACCAGGAGGAACGUCCCAUGUUGGGUAUUAUAAUAUGCCACGCGGAGGGCUUUCUGGGACCCAGACUCCACUGGCAUCUGUUGCAUCUGUGGCAAGGGGCGGGCCGUUAUCACUGGCGGAGGGAUGGCCACCUCCGGCUCGGCAAAGGGAGCGUGCCCGUAGCUCAGAUACAGAUGUGGAUUCACCUCAGUCUCGAUCACGGCCGUCCACGUCAAGCACGCGGCAAGUUACUCCUGUUGAAGGCGGCACACCCCGGGACCCCGCAGAGAUACCAGAGUCAGAGUCAAUUAUCACGGGCCAUCUGGAUAGUGCGCUGCCCGCGCGGCGUAUGAGAGAGCAGAAGCCCGAUGAUUUCCAGGUCCUUUGCCGAUUGCAGUAUUCUGGAAACAUGAGGUUAUCGAUAACAGCUCAGAUACUGCUUGAUUACCCCAUGCCCAGCUUUGUAGGGCUGCCGCUGAAGCUUAACAUUACUGGAUUUACAUUCGAUGGUGUUGCUGUCGUAGCGUACAUCCGGAAGAGGAUACAUGUUUGUUUUCUAUCGCCCGAGGAUGCAGAUACUUUACUUGGAGCAGACGACAAGAUGACUACUACUGAAGACUAUCAUGAGCAUCAUGGUCACCAUAGCCACCACUCUGGGAGUGCUAAUACGACUGGCUCACGGCGUUCCAAUGAGAGUCUCCUACGAGAGAUACGGGUUGAGAGUGAGAUUGGGCGCAAGGAGAGUGGGAAGCAAGUGCUGAAGAAUGUGGGGAAAGUAGAGAAGUUUGUCCUUGAGCAGGUUCGCCGGAUCUUCGAAGAGGAGUUUGUGUAUCCUAGUUUCUGGACAUUCCUUGUUUAG